AAGAAGACUCCUCCCUGUCAUGCUCUCUCCGCGGAGUGUCCUCGUUGUUUGUUGUGUGAGAGGAGGAGAAGCAUCCAGCCUGCAGAUUAAGCAUUUGGGGUAUUUAUAAAUAAUUUCCUCAGUUAAUUAUGUGAUGUUGCUUUAGAGCAGGUAGCUAUAACCUUAUUAUUCAGUUAGCGUGGUCCAUCGUUUCUGGCAGAGACUCACUCAGAUCUAGGAGAGGGUUAGUGAAUUAAAUGUCAAACUAGCCAGCCAGCUAGCAUUCAGUACAUGCUAGUUAGCUAACAACACAUUGCCAGCUACAGCUAGCUAGCUAACGUUAGAUCAAUAGCUUACGGGAAAAGCCACUUCUGUGGGCAACUGUUAACGUUAUCCACUUUCUACAAAUCGUGGGGAUAUUUUGUCCCAAUCAUGAGCGAAGAGGAGAGUUCCACAACAGCGGGUAACAACAACAAGGACUCGAGCAUUUCGCUGCUAUUAACCAAGGACGGACAGACGUACUACGUUGACAAGAGCGGUGUUGUCGACAGCAGAAAUGUAGUCACGCCGCAAGAAUCGGACAAUAACAUGUUCUCGUACGACAUGGAUGAUGCCGACGAGGAGAGCGAUGUUUUGGACACCUCGGACCCCCGUGACAGCGCUGCGAGCCCCGAAGAACUCAACGACGAAGAAGGGUUCGGGGAGAGCGAAAACGUGUCGAAGACGUGCACGUACGACGGUUGUACGGAGACCACGACCCAGGUAGCCAAGCAGCGGAAGCCGUGGAUGUGUAAGAAGCACCGAAACAAGAUGUACAAAGACAAGUACAAGAAGAAGAAGAGCGAUCAGGCUAUGUCCAGCGGGAAACAAGAUGAGAGCUUGGAGGAGAGGCCUGUGUCUGUGAACAAGCAGCGUCUCGGCACCAUGGGGGACCGACCGGCCAGACCCUCCCUCAUCGAACAGGUGCUCAACCAGAAGAGACUGUCUCUGCUGAGGAGUCCUGAGGUCAUCAGGUUUCUACAGCAGCAGCAGCGUCUCCUGACCACCCAAAGUCACAGCCAAUCGCAGCCUGACUUCCAGGGCUGCUAAAUGCAACAGGGGAGGGGCAAGCCACUCUGUCCACCUCCAGACAUGGGAUCUAGAAUGUCCUGGAGUUAUGCUAACUCAUUCUGGAACUAUUCCCUGAUCUAUUCCAUCUUUCACAGGUGACAGGAGAAGGACACAGUGGUUAGGGCCUGGCUAACUCAUGGGGGUUUCAACCUCUAUCCCUAACCUUGCCCUAACCUUAACACAACCCUAACAUUACCCUAACUACCUUAUGGCCCGUUCACUUUAUAUAUAUAUAUAUACGCAAGCUGUCAAGUGCACCGCUCGGACUGGCGCAGGACUAAGUCAAUUAAGUUUAAUUGAGUGCGCUGACCCCAAAGUGUUGCGGUGCACAGCACCUCCCCUCGGCGGCGCCGUUCUUACGGGGUUCCUUUCUGCUUUCUUACGCAACGAAUCAAGUGGGUCUUCACCCACGACCCUAAAGAACCGAAAUCCUAAUGUACUGUACUGACCAUCAGGUGUGGUGAUGCAGCAUGGCCAUCUAGUGACGCCCAGCGAAGGAUAUUCAGGCUUGUUUACCAGGGUGCUGAAGAUUCAAGCACUGGUAGAAUAUUCCAGAGUAAUGGGCUCCUAUCAACCACAACUGUGCUUCCAAUCAAUCCAUUCGUCAAUCAAUCUGUUAAAUAGAAUUCACGAAGCUGUUAAAGCAAACGGCAUGCUUUACAUUUCACUACAUCAGCUACAAAGGGAACUCAUUGUUUUAAUGUUUUAUUUUUGUAUUGUCUGCUUUGUUAAACUGAUGUUUUGGACUAAUUUGAUUUUAUUUUUGAAGUAGUAAACAGAUAGAAGUGAAGAAGAAUAUCAGUUUAGAUCAAACUUGUGUUAAUAAUUAGGUAGCGUUGUGUGGUUGUUGUUAGAUGGCAAAUGUAUCAUGUCUGAAUUUUUUUCUGUGAUUACGUGUGACAAUGACAAUCGUGCUUCAUUGCGUGUGUGUGUUUUGGGGGCCAUAGCGUGGUGUUUUGAAGGUAGGGACAGUGGGCAGGGUGCUAAAGAGCUACUGUGUGGCUGUCUGCUGGGUUUUUAAUCAGGGUUGGGGUCAAUCCCAGUCAAUUCAGAAAGUAAACCUAAUUCCAAAUUUUCCUAAUUAAAUGUUCAGUUUACUUCCUAAAUUGAAAUGGGAUUGACCACAACCCUGGUAUAAUCUAUUUGUUGUGAUGUGUAAUCUGUAGCUCUGGGUAGAACCUGCCCCCUAACCACGGAUCCAGGAUCAGAUUACCCUAUGAACCAAUCCUUAACCAUUAAGUCCUAUUUAUACCAGGGUUGGGGUCAAUUCCAUUUUAAAGUCAAUUCACAAAGUACAGUGUAAUUCCAAUUCUCUUCAAUGCUUUUCAAGGAGGAAAAGUUUGGAAUUGGAAUUUGGUUUACUUUCUGAAUUGAUUGGAAUUUAAAUGGAAUUGACCCCCAAACCUGAUUAAUACCCUAUGCAAUUAGCUACGCAAAAUGGUUAUCCUGCAUAGUUGCGAAGUGACAAAUUGCAGGCCUAGACACGUUUGCGUAUUUUUGUUUGCGCAAGUAUGCAGAGCGGCCAUUUUGCAUGGCUAAUUGCGUUCUUGCAUAGGGUAUAAAUUAGGAUGGAAUGACAUCUGACCUUGAAUCAGUGGUUACAGGGGCAACUUCAACCUUACUAGUCAUCUACUAUCCCCUGGUAACAUCUGACCUUGGAUCAGUGGUUAUAGGGGCAACUUCAACCUGGUAUCUGUCUACUAUCCCCUGUAAACAUUGAAUUACAAUAAUGAUGAACGUGAUGGUACUCCUCUCCUCAGGCUGUGCCUGUAAUGUCCAUUAAACACUGUGUUUGACCAUG
This is a messenger RNA of Coregonus clupeaformis (lake whitefish), 2890 nucleotides long. Its product is annotated as regulatory factor X-associated protein. Gene Ontology annotation, biological process: regulation of transcription by RNA polymerase II. Bases 412 to 1068 code for a protein of 218 amino acids. NCBI's taxonomy places the organism in Eukaryota, Metazoa, Chordata, Actinopteri, Salmoniformes, Salmonidae. The record is from RefSeq and is a predicted model, not a curated record. The transcript has 3 exons. Gene Ontology annotation, cellular component: nucleus.